GCACUACAAAGCCCUAUGUAGAGGCGGUUGUGUCAAAUAUCCUCUUUAGUGCAUUUCAAUGAGUUGGCAUCAGCCUGGUCUCGAUGUUAGUGCUGCCCCAUUACACCCGAUCACACCUCAUGGUCUCCUAUCAAGUGGGUAUAUUUCUGGAUUUGACCAAAGUGCAAGCGGUAUAGAUUCGGAAAAUGCGCUCUUAACAGAACAGCGCGCUCAGUUGACUGGAAGAGAACUUCAGCAACUCCUCAGUGUAGCUCAUCAAAGUUUAGAUGAAGCUCAGGAAAGAAAGCAGUCAUUAAAUAGUCAUAGGCUCAAACCUGCUUUAUACAGUGUAUUUUGUGAAAUCAAGGAGAAAACAGCUCUGAGUCUUCGGAACUCCGCUGGUUCUGCCGUAGAGGAUGAAGCUAAUUCACCGGACCCACAGCUCUUACGUUUGGACAAAAUGUUGGUUGCUGAAGGUGUGACUGGUCCUGGUGGUAGCUUAAAUAAUGAUCUCAGUGAUGGUCCUGGAGACUUGGGAGGUGGACCAGGUGUUGGUUUGGGACCUGGUGGUGUCGGUGAUUGCAAUCAAAUUGAACAUGCUGAUUAUCGUGCCAAAUUAUCACAGAUCCGUCAGAUAUAUCAUGCAGAGCUGGAAAAGUAUAAAAAUGCAUGCGAUGAAUUCACAGGACAUGUCAUCAAUUUAUUACGGGAGCAAAGUCGUAGUCGGCCUAUAAGUCCAGCUGAGAUUGAACUCAUGGUUGGCAUAAUUCGGAGGAAAUUUCGAGCUAUUGAAACUCAGUUGAAACAAAGUACUUGUGAAGCAGUUAUGAUACUGCGGUCCAGAUUUUUGGACGCAAGACGCAAACGUCGAAACUUUAGUAAAGAAGCCACUGAAGUACUGAAUGAAUAUUUUUAUUCUCAUCUGGCUAAUCCGUAUCCUUCUGAAGAAGCCAAAGAAGAGUUGGCUAAAAAAUGCGGGAUAACAGUUUCACAGGUCUCAAAUUGGUUCGGAAACAAGCGCAUUAGGUACAAGAAGAAUAUCGUGAAGGCUCAAGAAGAGGCGAAUAUGUAUGCUGCCGCAACUGCAGCAGCAGCAGCUGCCGCUGGCUCAGUAGCUUCUGGGCCUGGUGGUCCGACAUCAUCUGAUGAACAUUCUGUUGGAUAUGGUCAUCCUGGUUAUGAAUACGAUGACUCCAUGGGUCUUCAAAGACCCCUUGGUCAAUUGUCGUGUCCAGCGGAUCAUGAUUCUUGGAUGACUGGGGGAGCUGGAGUUCUAGGACCAGGUGGCUUAGAUGAACCUGACUGUAAACGCAGUAAACUUUGAGUACAUUUAUCUUUAUGAAAUAUCCCUACAAAUCAGGCUGGUGAAGUAAUUCUAUAGCCUUAUUUUACAGUUGAGGAAUGUCUUUAAUGCAGCCAUGUUUUCAACAAAUUUCUGUUUCUUUGCUUCUGAUAACUUUUAUCACUCAUGCUCAUUUCAUACAUAUAUUUUGUAGGUACACAAAGUAUCAUGCAAUCCAAUUACAUUUGGAUCUUUUUGUAUUCAUAUUGAGCUCUGUUGGUUUUUUUCCCGUUCCUCUUCCCAUAUUCGGUUUCUUUCUCUCUCUCUCUCUCUCUCUCUCUCUCUCUCUCUCUCUCUAUAUAUAUAUAUGGCAGUGUUUCUGGAUGAAAAUCCAUGAUGUUUGCAGUCUUGUUCUAACUAUGUAAUGUGUGUUCUUUUCUUCUUGAUAGUUAAAAUGGAUUGCUUUGUUAAGUAUGUAACUGUUCACUUUGGAAUCUGGUACCAUGGUAAUACUUUUGUUUUUAUUGGUGUUGUUACUCUUAAUGUCGUCGACGUCCUUAUCUCGGUCAUUUGUCAAUGACAUCCCUUUGGCAAAGGCACUACACAACUGUAAUACCGUUGUUUUUAAUCUCCUAUUUGCAGUUCCAUGUUUCUACUUUGCUGUUAUGAUCUCUGCUUUUAUUUGUAAUUCAUUAGUGGUUAAUUUUUUUCGUGAUUUUGUUUGUUGAUUGUUUUUUUCUUCGAAGUGCACUCUCACCAUUUUGUAAGUUCUAUGUUUCAUAAUUGUGUUGUGAACGGAUUCUUUUUUCGUUUACUUUCAAUAAAACAGUCUUAUUGCUGCCUUACUAUUAUCAAGAUAAUUAUUAAUGAUUGGAAGGGGAUGUCUCAAUUCUCAGACGGACAUUAAAAUUGUUCAAUACUCAACUUAUUUCCUUUUGAGAUCUUCUCAACAAUUCAAAUUUUCAUCGGUCGGAUAGCGUAGUAAUGCUAUUAUUUUAAACUUAGGAGGUCAUGUUCUCUAAUUUAUACACCAGUGUGGAUUACUGAUAAUAUCAAGUUAGCUGAUCACCACAAAAAGCAUCGUAUUAUGUACUUUUCUAACGAUGGAUUUGUGAAUUGAGUAUAUUUUUUUAUUUCCAAUUAGCGUUGAUUUCUUGCAAAUCAAAGAUGACUAAGCCUAUUAGAUUUGUUUAUUUGAUAUAUAACACACAAUGGUACAGGUUUAUUUUACUUGACGUUUCGAGCAUAAAUUAUUGCUCAUGAUUAAAGCAGUGUAAUCACACCACUUUCAACAACCAACUUUUAUAUUCCUUCCACCUCAUAUUUUCUGUGUUUACUAGUAGUAAAAUUGUCCAUAUCUCUGUUAUAGAUGUUGCAUCAUUCCCACUAGAUGUGUUGGCUAUUGAUUCGAUGAACAAAGAUUCAGUAAUCAAUCUAUCUCUCUACCUAAUUAUAUUGAAUUCAAGUAUAGUGGUUUUAUCCUACCC
Heterobilharzia americana is the source of this 2748-nucleotide messenger RNA. The record is from the annotation of a GenBank genome assembly. Lineage: Eukaryota; Metazoa; Platyhelminthes; Trematoda; Strigeidida; Schistosomatidae.